Messenger RNA from Hydractinia symbiolongicarpus, 2136 nucleotides. Its product is annotated as alpha-ketoglutarate-dependent dioxygenase alkB homolog 4-like. Lineage: Eukaryota; Metazoa; Cnidaria; Hydrozoa; Anthoathecata; Hydractiniidae. The coding region runs from base 1271 to 2104 and encodes 277 amino acids. Gene Ontology annotation, biological process: oxidative demethylation. The record is from RefSeq and is a predicted model, not a curated record. Gene Ontology annotation, molecular function: demethylase activity; oxidoreductase activity. The transcript is spliced from 2 exons.
GCUUGGACUUAUUACCAGAGUACACACUACCAGAGUACACACCACCAGAGUGCACACUCUUCCAAAACAAGUUCUAAUUUAAGAUAAACACUUUUCAGCAGAUAUUUUGAUCAACGCUGGCAGAAACCAUGUGGUAAUUUUUAUUUCAGUCCACUGAGUCAUUGAGUUCGAGCAUAGGUGCAAUUUUUUGGUGCAUGGUUUUCUUUUAAGUUGUUAAGGGCUACUCUAUUAUAUUGGUACAAUGCAGGAAUUUAAGUGCUUCUAUUUUCCUUUGUGCUUGCCUGAAACCUCUGCGUGUUUGCAUAAAGUUUUAACUUUAAUCACAGGGCAUGUAAAGUUUUUUCCAUAUCGAGGAUAAUACAUUUACUUGUUGACUUCUCUGUUUUCUACUUGUUUUCCAUGUCACAUUCACUUAUGAUGCUCCCCAUGGACCCUUGAAGCAAAGUUGUGUGAGUCCAGGUGCUACACCGAGAGCCCAGCCCAUUCUACAACUUUGACCAGUAGGUGUUUUAGUUUGGCUGCACCUCCAUUGUGCAUGAUGAUCAACUUACUAGCUUCGAAAAUCUUUCAUAUAUAUAACUCCCCCCACCCCUUUAAGAACAAAAUUGAAUAUUCUGCUAAUUUUUAUAUGCUUUGUUCUUACAGGUUGUCUUCCAAUUUUUGUUAAGGUUGUCUGCCAUGUUUUGUUUCAACGUUCGUUUUUAUGUAGCAGAUGCAAUUGGUGUUAUGUAUAUUGGCAAAACAAUACGGGACCUGAAGGUUAGAUCUUGUGAGCACCUUGUAAUUACCAAUUUUGUGGGGAAAAAAUGUCUUGUCACUAACCAUCAGCAGUAAAUGGGCAUCUAAUCGUUGAAGUCAUGUCCAACUUGGAUAAUUUCAUAACGACAUCAGCAGCAACUUAUAUAUUCAACUUAUAUAUCUAAAGAUGAAAAUAAAGUCUUUUUACUCAGAAAGACAAAUCUAUACUCAAAAGAAAUUCACUAACUGUAUAUAAUAUCAAUAAAGAAAACAUAUGUGAUGGUUUUAGGGAAAACAUUAACAACCUAUAUUAUCGAUAAUAUCAGUAUACCGGUUGUACUAUCUUUGUGUUGGUUGUUCAUUGCAUUGAUUUUUAUACGUUUUACUUUUUUAUACUGCAUUCAUUACACAUUUUGUAUAUGUUUAUCAUGAGACAGUAAGACACAAACUUGUAUAUACCUAAAAUUACAAAGAAACAUCUCAGUUUGCUUGUUGUAAUAAUAUUUUCUGUCUUAGGUGAAAGUAUAAAAAGAUGAAUGAUGAAAAAGUAUGUGGGUGUACAGGUGUAAGAAGCUGCUUGUUGUGUAAGAAACAAAAACCUGAUAAAAUUAUCAUUGAAAACAAGAAUCAAUACUGGUAUUGUCCUAGUUGCAAAAAGAUAUUUCAAGGAGAUCUUAGUUGUUUACCAGUGGAUAGCAGUUAUGUUAGCAGUUGGUGUGUUUAUCACGAAGGUGGAAUGGCCUGCAAAGAUAUUGUGAAAGGGAUUCAUGUUUUUGAAGAGUUUAUUUCCGAUAAAGAGGAGGAAUUUUUAGUUAGUGAAAUUAAUAAACAAGAAUGGAAGUUAUCACAAUCAGGGCGAAGAAAACAGGACUUUGGACCAAAACCAAAUUUUAAACGAAAAAAAUUAAAACUGGGAAAUUUCAGUGGCUUACCAGCAUACGUCAAGUUUCUUGUUAACAGAAUAAACGAAGUAAACCCCUUACGUAGCUUCAUUGCUGUAGAACUAUGCAAUUUGGAGUAUACACCAGAACGAGGCUCGUCAAUAGAUCCUCACAUUGACGAUAUAUGGUUAUGGGGUGAACAACUCGUAACAGUGAAUCUUUUAUCACGGACCUUUCUCACGUUGUCUUGCUCAAAUCUUUCUUUGUAUAUACCUAUGUCACAAAAAUCACUCAUUAUACUUGAAGACGAGGCUAGAUAUAAAUGGCUACACAGCAUUAACAGAAGUCAUAUCAACAAGAAACGUAUAGCAAUGACCUUUCGAAAUUUAAGUUCUGAAUUUGAGAAAGUAGAAGGUACUGGUUACGAAGUUGGACAAGAGAUCAUAAAAAUUGCACAAUCUUUCGAAGGAACUGUAAAUUUGUAAAUCUGUAUGAAAAAAAUUCUUUUUGUUUAGAA